UACUCGUAACGCUGCUUUCGUAAAGAUAAUGAAGCAUCACAUCAUAAUUCAGCAGCUUUCUAAAGACGAUGAAAAGUUUUACCACCAAAAAGCGCUGUCUGUAGAAAAGUCGAGAAAAGCUUCUUCUAAACGUAGCGUAGGCUGAAUAUCAUACAGACUUUUUUAUUUAACGAAUCAGAAUUACUUAGGUACACAAUGUUAAUUUCGUUAACAACGCAACUAAUUGUGGAUUUAAUUUGUUUUAAAUUCAUCAACUCAAUGUGUCCCGAAAAUUUCCAAAGUUGGUUAGUUUGAAUUGUUCUGCAAUUGCAGCUAUUAACAACAGCGUGAGGAGCAUUCUUCAGUGUUAAAUAACUUUUGAUGGCUUCCAGUCAAGAUUUUACCAACGAAAUUCUCCAAGGAAAUGCCGCCUUCACCAACAAGAUUUACCAAAUCCUUUCCCGGACACCCGGAAAUGUGUUCUUUUCUCCGUUCAGUCUUCACAUUGUCAUCGCCAUGGCGUACCAAGGAUCCAGAAACGAGACACUAGAAACCAUCCAAAAAGUACUUCAAAUUCCUGACCCCUUAAGCACAGCAAUUGGUUACCAAGAAAUAACGCGCAACUUGACGUCAUUAAAAAACGCACUUUUACACACUGCUUUCAAAAUUUACCUUCGAAAAGAAUUUCGACUUUUAUCCUCAUUCGAAAACACGGUCAAAAAGUAUUUUGACUCGGAAGUGCAAUCCCUGGAUUUUGAUCAAACGAGCGCUACGGUCAAAAAAAUAAACGAAUGGGUCGCUGAAAAAACACGCGGAAAAAUUGAGGAUAUCGUGGAUGACGAUUUGAUAGCUUCUACUUCUUUGCUUCUUCUUAACGCGAUAUAUUUUAAAGGCAGCUGGGAUAUACCUUUUUCUGAACGUAAGACUAAGAUGAGAAAUUUUUAUCUGAACGAACAGGAUGUGGUCAAAGUGCAAAUGAUGGAUGGUCGGAAAUAUGUUUUUUACAACGACAAUAAACAAUUAAAGUCUCAAAUUCUCGCUUUGCCGUAUGAGGGUGAGGAGAUCUACAUGGUGAUCUUCCUACCAGUAUAUAAAAAUGGAAUUGGAGAAAUGGAAGCUCUACUGUCUGAAAUGAAUCAUAGUGAAAUUUUCAGUCGAUUGGAUUAUACGGCAGUGGAUGUGUUUUUACCAAAAUUUAAAUUCGAGACGACCAUGGAAAUGGAUGACUUGAUGAAAGAGAUUGGACUUGAAGUGAUUUAUGACGAAGACAAAGCCGACUUUAGAGGGACGAUCGAACUCGAGGAGGGGGAGAAUUUGUGUGUAACUAAAAUACUUCAAAAAGCUUGUAUUGAGGUUAACGAAAAGGGGUCAGAAGCUGUUGCUGCUUCAGUUGUAGGAGAGUGUGUUCUGGUAAGCAACCCACCAAUAAAACGAGAAAUUUUGAAGUUUAUUGUGGACCAUCCUGCGGUUUUUAUGAUUGUUGCCGGAUUGUUUGAAAAACCAAACGUUUUAUUUUAUGGAAGACUGGCCCACCCUGAAGAAGCAGUAAGGAGGGAUGUCUUGAGUAAUUUCGUGAAUUUCAUGAGAAAACCCUUCAAAACUAUAAACCGAAUUUUCUAAAUGUGCUAAAACAUCCACUCAACUGCAAACUUAUUAAAACCAACUAAGAUUAAUUUUGUUUCUUUGCUGAAAUCUAAAACAGGCUGUGUAUAUUUAAAGAUAAUGUGAUAUUCAAAGCAUGUGUUGAGAAUUAAAAUGUUUCAAAUAUUUAUUGUUCAUAGAGUAUAUAUUUACACGAUAUUUAUGAUAUUAUAUACCAUAGCAAAUCGUACUUUUGUUACUAUAAUUGUAGAAAUAAAAAUUAAAAUAAAAAAGUGUUCAGAGGAAAUUUUAUUGUUUAUAAUAGUUUUAUAAUUUAGAAAACUGUUAUAACAGAUAUUUAAAUUGGUGCAAAAAUCUAAAACAGAAAUGAUUUGCUUUUUCGCGCUUACCUCGAAAAUAUGGUUAUCCUUCUCUUAUAAGAGAUACAAGGUAUUCAAUUUUCUAGCAACUGUUUACUUUGAAGGGAAUUGUUGAACCAGCUGUUGAGGAGAUGUUUCUUUCUUUGAAUGUUGAUUCAAGUAUAUCUUUUUGUUAAAGUAAUCUGCAAAACUGAAUAUUAUGAACUGGUAGAUCAAAUUUUAAUCCAAUUUUGUCACAAUAUAGAUUGAACGAAUCUGACAAUGUUGAUUCGUCACAUUACAAAGA
Zophobas morio is the source of this 2226-nucleotide messenger RNA. RefSeq names its product antichymotrypsin-2-like. The transcript is spliced from 3 exons. Gene Ontology annotation, molecular function: serine-type endopeptidase inhibitor activity. Lineage: Eukaryota; Metazoa; Arthropoda; Insecta; Coleoptera; Tenebrionidae. The coding region runs from base 361 to 1599 and encodes 412 amino acids. The record is from RefSeq and is a predicted model, not a curated record.